AUGCCCACCUCCUGGCUCUGCAUCCCUCCCACAAGCGACUUCUCUCUCGCCAACCUACCCUUCGGCAUCGUCAGCACCUUAGCCGAUGACACACCCCGCGUCGCCGUGGCUAUCGGGGCAUACAUCCUCGACCUGAAAGCCCUCUCAUCCCUCGUCGACCUCACCCCGCUCUUCACAGCCCAUCAACUCCCCAUCCCCCUCCCGAUCCUCACGUCCACAUUCUCCCAGCCCACACUGAACGCCUUCGCUUCCCUCGGCCGGCCCAUCCACCGCAUCGUCCGCGCCGCCCUACAAGAGCUCCUGUCUGCCGAUACAAAUCAUGGGUCGUUGCUAAGGGACAACGAAUCCGCCAAGGCUAAGGCGCUGGUCCCACAGACAGACGUCAAAAUGCACCUGCCCAUGCAAAUCGGCGAUUACACCGACUUCUACGCAGGCAUACACCACGCGCGCGCGGUCGGGACGUUAUUCCGCGGUGCGGCAAACGCACUACAGCCGAAUUAUGUGCACCUACCCGUGGGGUAUCAUGGCAGGUCGUCGAGCAUCAUUGUAUCGGGGACGCCAGUACGCAGGCCGGUCGGGCAGAUCCUACCCGGCCUGGGGCAACCGCCGAUUACGGCGGCUAGUAGGAAGUUGGACUUUGAGCUUGAGCUGGGAUGUUUUGUUGCCAAGGGGAAUGAAAUGGGAUUGAGGAUGUCCGUCGACCAGGCAGAUGAGGACGGGGUGUUUGGCUAUGUGCUGUUGAAUGACUGGAGCGCCAGGGAUGUUCAGAGCUGGGAGUAUGUCCCGCUGGGGCCAUUCAACGGGAAGAAUUUUGCAACUACGGUGGGGGGCUGGGUGGUGCUGGCUGAUGCGUUGGAGGACGUGAGGGUUCCGGGGCCAGAGAGGGAGGAGGGAUGGGGGGAGGUGCAGGGGUAUUUGAGGGGUGGAGGGAGGAGUAUGUGGGGGUUGGAUUUGGACUUGGAGGUUGAGUUGGGAGCACCUAAUGGUACAACGACAACGAUAACGCGCACCAACGCCCGACAUCUUAUCUGGUCCUUCCCGCAGAUGAUGGCGCAUCAUACUGUGGGCGGGUGUCCCCUUCGCACGGGGGAUUUGCUUGGAUCGGGGACGAUUAGCGGGCCAGGAGGGCCGACUGAAGCGGGCAGUCUGUUGGAGAUUACGGAGAAUGGGAAGAAAGAGUUGGUCCUGCAGGAUGGAGAAAAGAGGACGUUUUUGCAGGAUGGGGAUACGGUGACUUUCAAGGGGUAUGCGGUUACAAAAGAUGGGCAGAGGAUUGGGUUUGGGGAGUGUACGGGGACUGUUUUGCCGGCGUUGGAGCUGUGA
Messenger RNA from Thermochaetoides thermophila DSM 1495, 1323 nucleotides. Its product is annotated as fumarylacetoacetase-like protein. Bases 1 to 1323 code for a protein of 440 amino acids. Gene Ontology annotation, biological process: L-phenylalanine catabolic process; homogentisate catabolic process; L-tyrosine catabolic process. The transcript is spliced from 2 exons. Gene Ontology annotation, molecular function: fumarylacetoacetase activity. Lineage: Eukaryota; Fungi; Ascomycota; Sordariomycetes; Sordariales; Chaetomiaceae. The record is from RefSeq and is a predicted model, not a curated record.